Molecule: messenger RNA, 2040 nt
Organism: Plectropomus leopardus (leopard coralgrouper)
Lineage: Eukaryota; Metazoa; Chordata; Actinopteri; Perciformes; Serranidae
Gene: col9a1b
Product: collagen, type IX, alpha 1b
Biological process (GO): extracellular matrix organization
Cellular component (GO): collagen type IX trimer
Molecular function (GO): extracellular matrix structural constituent conferring tensile strength
Source: RefSeq, a predicted model, not a curated record
AUGGCUCGGGGCCCCGGCGUUAGAGGGCCACUUUUGGUUCUGCUUCUGCAGCUUGUCUUUAUCUGCUCCGCGCAAAGGAGUGAAGGACCUGCUGGCCCUCCUGGACCUGCAGGUGUCCCAGGAGUGAAUGGCAUUGCUGGUGAGAGGGGAGCAGAUGGCGAGGACGGACCUCCUGGACCUGAUGGAGAUGCAGGUAAACCUGGCUCUGCAGGAUUACCUGGAAUUCCUGGAAAUGAUGGUUUGACCGGCCCUAUUGGAGAUCCAGGGCCCGACGGUCCCCCCGGACAGAAAGGCGAACCUGGAAAACCUGGACCUCGUGGAGCAGCUGGUGUUGGGCCAGAUGGACCCCCCGGACCACCCGGGCCUGGAGGACUUACGGGUGAAGUGGGAAAACCUGGACCAAUUGGGUCUAUAGGUGUAAGAGGGCCACAGGGACCUCGUGGACCAUCAGGGCCCAGAGGUGCAGCUGGAAUGCAAGGCAGUACCGAGCUGUGUCCAAACUCUUGUCCACCUGGGACCUCGGGACAUCCUGGACUUCCUGGCAUGAAGGGCCACAAAGGUGUUAAAGGCGAAGCAGGAGAACCUGGGAAACAGGGGCACAAGGGUGAGGAGGGAGACCAGGGGAGUCCAGGGGAGGUUGGAUCCCAAGGACCAGUGGGUCCUCAGGGAAUUCGUGGAGCCAUGGGAAUGAUGGGCCCCAAGGGAGAGAUGGGAGCUCGAGGUCUUGAUGGAGAUCCAGGUCCCCAGGGUGUUGCAGGGGCAACUGGGGAUCAAGGCCAGAGAGGUGUGAUGGGCGAGCCUGGGCCUAAAGGUGAAACGGGUGCUCUAGGCUCAAGGGGAAUCACAGGUCUUCCAGGUCCCAAGGGAGAGGCUGGCUUGCCGGGUGUGGACGGUCGCGAGGGUAUCCCUGGGAUGCCUGGAGCAAAGGGAGGUAUUGGGAAGCCGGGUGUUCCUGGAGAGGUUGGACUUCAGGGGCUUCCUGGCUUGCCUGGUGCACCUGGACCAAAAGGCUUGAGUGGCUCUAAGGGAGACGCUGGUCAGCCAGGCCUCCCUGGGACAAUGGGACCUGCUGGCAAAACAGGUGAGCGCGGAGAACAGGGAGAGGUGGGACCUGUUGGACCUAUUGGUGAACCUGGAGCUAUAGGAGAGCGAGGCCCUGCAGGUCCAGCCGGCAAGCUAGGUUCCAGGGGACCCAAAGGCGACCCCGGCCUUCCUGGUCUCCCUGGUCCUCCUGGCCUGCCCGGGGUAAAAGGAGAGAGGGGAGAUCGUGGAGAACCAGGACCCAAAGGAGAGCAGGGAGCACAAGGUGAUGAGGGAAAUCCUGGAGACAAAGGGGAUACUGGUGAGUCAGGAGAACCUGGACCUAAAGGAGAGGUCGGUAACCCAGGCGAGACUGGCAAAAGAGGUCCUGAGGGAAGUCGAGGCCAGCCGGGUAUCGAGGGGCCGGCUGGCUCACCUGGACCGCGGGGCAUGCAGGGGAACAGGGGUACACCUGGAGUCAGAGGGACGCAGGGUCCUGCGGGUAAAGAGCCAAGCGAUCAGCACAUCAAACAAGUUUGCAUGCGAGUCAUGCAAGAACAGCUCGCCCAGUUAGCUGCUAGUUUAAGGAGGCCAGAGUCUGGCGUAGCUGGUUUACCUGGAAAACCUGGACCUCCGGGGCAACCUGGGCCUCCAGGAGACAAUGGCUUUCCUGGGCAGUCCGGGGCAAGAGGCCUUCCAGGACUCAAAGGGCCGCCAGGAAUGCUUGGAGCGAAAGGACCCAAAGGUGAAAUGGGAGACAGAGGCGCCAGAGGGCCCACUGUGCGAGGACCUAAAGGUCAGCCAGGGCCUCCCGGACUCCCAGGUGAGCCAGGCAAACCUGGCUAUGGUCAGGAUGGUCGGGACGGGCAGAGGGGACCUCCUGGCGUUCCUGGACAGCCUGGUGUACCUGGGCCUCCAGGUGCAGCUGGUCCCAACGGUUAUUGUGACCCGUCAGCGUGCAACCUCCAGGCAGGGGCCGCCCACCAGUCUCUGGAUGUGAAGGGACCUGCAGGGAACUAA